This is a messenger RNA of Acanthoscelides obtectus, 445 nucleotides long. The record is from the annotation of a GenBank genome assembly. NCBI's taxonomy places the organism in Eukaryota, Metazoa, Arthropoda, Insecta, Coleoptera, Chrysomelidae.
AUGCUACUCACACCUCAUCUGCUUCGGAGCGCCAAACCGACUGACUCCCCACUCAACAUAUACCAAGAGGUCGCCCCACUCCAUUCACCUAUGGACCUAUGGCGGGUUAAACAGAAAUGUCCGGUUCAUAUUUGAUUCACCCACCUAUUAUAGGCAGCAGCGGUGGCCGCAGUAGUAGACUCUUCGGUCUCCUGAUCAGUCGCCGUGCGCUGUGCGGGUUCGAGUCCCGUCCCAGGAUAAAUUUUUCUCUUGGCUAUGGAUGUUGUGAUUGCCCGUAGGUGGUAGACGGUCUCUGACUGUCGAACGUGGAGGUACCACCCGGCGGAUCUCGUAGGCGGAGCCAGAAUGUGUGCAUGUUGCAUGUACACGUGUUCUCUCGCCAGAGUCCGUGUGGCGUCCCCCCUUUCCCCUAUAUCCCCCUAUAGCCCCACGGUACUCAAUGGGU